GUUAAGCUGGGUUUGCCAAACUAGAUAGCCGAACGCGGUAUCUGAAAAUAAAGGUUUCCCCUUCUUUCUCUCUACUGCAACCAAAAAAAAAAAUGGCGGCUUCCUCUAGAAGAUCGAGCGGACCAGUACUAGGGUCAUUCUCUCGUUCUGGAAAAUUCAACUCUUCGCCCAUUCCCUCCUCAUCUUCCUCUGCCUUCGCUUCCUCAAGCUCCGGUUUCUCUUCCCGAACCACCGGUUUCUUUCAAAGAUCGGCGUCCCGCACCAAGGUCAACCUCUAUGGAUCUGCUCCCUCAUCACCUUCCGUACGAUUCUCCCUAGACCGUCCCAUAUCUCCCAGUCGAUCCAUCUCCGCCACUCCCCGCACUCAGGUCGUGAAGAAGCACACCAAUCCUUUGUCGGCGCCCUCGACUCCGAAGCGUAGUUGUAUGUGCUCGCCUACAACACAUCCUGGCUCCUUCCGAUGCAGUCUCCACAAAGGUUUCAACAAUCACUCCGCUCCCUACUCCUCCAACCGGCUCAACGCUCGGAGAUCAGCGAUGACGAAUUCGCUGGUCAGAAUCGGGACCGUCGAGGGAGACUUGGUGAAGAGGGCUUUGGCUGCUCUGAUCCGACCAUCGUCUCACCAGCAACGCCGGCGAUCGGGUUUCCAGCCAAGGCCCAGCCGACUCUCCAACAUGUCGAAAGCCGAGGAUUUGUGAUAUAGUCCAGGGGUAUGUUCGACAAUAAACUUUUCAAACCCUAUAUUGUUUUCGCUAUAAUCAGAGUUUUCCGGCGAUGGAGGCGUCAGAUCCCGGCCGAUUGUGGCCAGAUUCCGGCGAGUUCGCGUACAACCUGAUCGGUGCUCUUCGGAACGGACCUGUUUUUUGUACUCCGGUGACCGAAACCCUAAGAACCGAUACUUUGUGUAUAUAUAUCAGUUAAGCCAUUGGUGCCAAUUGAAGGAGCUUUUUGGACAUUAAA
Molecule: messenger RNA, 960 nt
Organism: Vitis vinifera (wine grape)
Lineage: Eukaryota; Viridiplantae; Streptophyta; Magnoliopsida; Vitales; Vitaceae
Exons: 1
Coding region: 93-698 (201 amino acids)
Source: RefSeq, a predicted model, not a curated record